Molecule: messenger RNA, 474 nt
Organism: Anisakis simplex (herring worm)
Lineage: Eukaryota; Metazoa; Nematoda; Chromadorea; Rhabditida; Anisakidae
Source: the annotation of a GenBank genome assembly
AUGAUAGCGCCGAAUCAAUUCACAUCGGAAUGGAUGAACGCUGCCGAAUUGACAGCAAGAUUGGAAUUAGGUGAUCGCAUCGAAAUAAGGCGAGUGGUUGGAAGAAAUCAACGACAGAUCUAUGCGUGGAGGUUUUUCGAGACUUUCGAUUUCUUUCAGCAUUGGGCUCUUUUCAUUGGGUAUUAUGAAGACAUGGCUUGUGUCGCACAUGUGACCACAAAUUCUGGUGAUUUCGAUGUGAACGUAACUGAUGUGAUCAAUCCGUCCGACUCCGUUGUUGACCUAACAACGAAAUUUGUGAAAGGUAGUCAAGCACAAGUACAACAAGGUGAACUCACGCGUGUUGCACGUACGGAUAUGUGCCGAAUCAAUAACUCACUGGAUCGACUUCGAAGACCGUUUCCACCAAGCAUUAUCGUUACCAGAGCACUUCUCAUGCUUGGAAGUGGCGGUUACAACAUUCUGUUCAAUAAC